UUUUUUUUUUCCAUCUACAUUUUUACACAUUAGAAGAAAACUUAUUUUAUAUUCCUUGUACAAAUAGUAAUAAUAAGAUAGAAGGAAAAAAAAAUGAUAGCUUCAUCAACACUGCCAUUAUUUCCUCAAUUGGCAGAAAUGAAUGACCAAGAAAAGUAUGCCAUCAUUGCACGUUUUAUACCUUGCGAUCUUUGUCCUCAAUGUAAAGGCUGGCAUCCCUAUGAUAAUGACACUAUUAACUGUCAAUGUGGACACGAUACUGUUCAUCACAUUGAUAAUGGACAAGAUCUCGAACGUCGUUUGAAAGUUGCUUUACGGCUUAAUGAACUACUUGAAGAAAAAGGAAAAAUAGAAGAUUAUGAUUAUGAAGACGACGAUAUUAACUCACUAAAAAAACAAAUUUUGUAUAACGCAUAUAAAACAUCAGAUAAAGAAAUAGGUUUAUCUUCUACUACUAAAGAUCUAAAAAGGAACAGGGAAGAAUCCAUAAGUCAUGAUGAAGAAAUAGAAAGUUUGAUAAGCCAUGAUCCAAAGAGAAGCAGAAUAGAUGAGCAUCCUAUAAUAGAUAGUGCGAAUGAGCAAUUAGGGAAACAAACAGCAAAUGAAAAUAUAGACCUUGGAAAGGAGAAUGAAGAUCAAAUAAAACGAAGAGAAGAGGAUAAUAGGAAAAAAAAUAAAUUACAGCAAGAUUUAGUUCAUGAGGUUCAAAAGGAUGAAAAUAAACAAUUCAAUACAGUAAACGGUACAGAACCGGAAGUAGUUAAAAUAAAUUGUAAUACGAUUAUAGAUGGUGAAUUAAAUGAGAAAAUAAAGGACUACACGGUGGAUGCCGACAAUGGCAAAUUAUUCAAAGAAGAAGAGACUGAAAUGAUUGAUAUUUUUAAAAAAGAAAAUGAAUCAAGUGAAAAAGCUGAGGAUUACAUGCCAGAAAUAAAUAAAGAAACACCUGCUAUGAGAGAAGAAAGAGAAGGUAGUAUAAGGACCGAAAUCGUAUUAAAUGAUGGAGAACGAGAAAGUAUGAUCCUUUUGACUGGUUUAAAGAAUAUAUUUCAAAAGCAGUUACCGAAAAUGCCAAAGGAAUAUAUAGCUAGAUUAGUUUAUGACAGAAAACAUCGUAGCAUAGCACUUAUUCGUAAUCCACAUAAAGUGAUUGGAGGUAUUUGUUAUAGACCCUUUGAUGCCCAAGAAUUCGCAGAAAUUGUAUUCUGUGCAGUAGCUUCAACAGAACAAGUAAAAGGAUAUGGAUCGUUUAUUAUGAAUCAUUUAAAAGAUUAUGUAUCAAGCCAUUCAAACGUGAAACAUUUCUUGACAUACGCGGAUAAUUUUGCAAUAGGAUACUUUAAAAAACAGGGAUUUACGACAGAGAUUAGUCUAGAUAAACGAAAAUGGGUGGGCUAUAUCAAGGAUUAUGAAGGUGGUACUAUUAUGCAAUGUACAAUGGUUCCUCGGGUGAGAUAUCUUCAAGUGUUUGAUAUUUUAGGAAUUCAGCGUAAUGCUAUAUUAAAGAAAAUAAAAGAAAAAUCAACAGAGCAUGUUGUUUAUCCUGGAUUAAGGAUGCCAAUAGGUAAAAAUGGUAAAAGAUCCAUUGAUCCGUAUAAGGUGCCUGGCAUUGCUGAGUCUGGUUGGACACCAGAAAUGGAUAUACUAUCUAAUCGGCCAAGACAUUCACCGCAUUAUAAACAAAUGUUAAAACUCGUUGAAGAAAUGCAGAAUUAUACACAUGCUUGGCCAUUUUUAGAACCUGUCAACAUAGAAGAAGUAGCAGAUUAUUAUGAUAUUAUUAAAGAUCCUAUGGAUCUUGCAACUUUAGAAGAAAAUGUAAAAGCAGAUGCCUAUUUAACUAUAGAAGAUUUUAUAAAUGAUACGCAAAAAAUCUUUGAUAAUUGUAGAAUAUACAACUCUGAAGAUACGGAAUAUGCAAAAUGUGGUGCAAAACUUGAAAGAUUCUUCAACGAAAAACUGCGUGCUAUUAAUAGAACUAAAAACGACCCAAGUUAAAAGAAGCAAGGAAAAAAAAAAAAGAAUGAAUAUACCACCUUUGUAAAUAAUAAUUAAUUUUUUUAAUAUUAUAAAUACAUAUAUCUUUUAUAGGUAACAUUUGUUAUCAUUGUAACUUA
Messenger RNA from Cokeromyces recurvatus, 2117 nucleotides. RefSeq lists its product as uncharacterized. Gene Ontology annotation, biological process: chromatin remodeling; positive regulation of transcription by RNA polymerase II. Gene Ontology annotation, molecular function: protein binding; histone H3 acetyltransferase activity. The record is from RefSeq and is a predicted model, not a curated record. Gene Ontology annotation, cellular component: histone acetyltransferase complex. The transcript is spliced from 8 exons. NCBI's taxonomy places the organism in Eukaryota, Fungi, Mucoromycota, Mucoromycetes, Mucorales, Mucoraceae. Bases 94 to 1998 code for a protein of 634 amino acids.